AUGGCCGUGGCGCUGACCGGACUCGUCGUGCUUCUCAUCUACCUUGCGGCCUCCCACGCCCACGAGAACGUGUUUUCAUAUUCCCAGGCAGAGCCUGUGCACCAGAUUGGCGGGAACACCACCAUAUCCUUUCCCUUCGCCAGGGAUGCCUGGUCCAACUCCGCUUUCCCUUGUCCAGAGUACCACUUUGCCUGUAAUUCGUCUGGGAAGUGUCUUGACAUGGAUCGCAGGUGCGACGGAUUCGUCGAUUGCCCGAAAGCAGAGGAUGAACUGAACUGUGUUUGUGCCUUCAGGAUCCCACCGGGGAAGUUUUGCGACAAGUAUCCCGACUGUUUCGACCAGAGUGACGAGAAUUUUUGUUCCUACUGUCCAGAAGGAUCAUUCAACUGCGAAAAUGGUAAAUGCAUACCAAGGGACAAGGUUUGCGAUUCUGUUGUUGAUUGCGACAACUUCAUGGAUGAAAAUUUUUGUUUCAGGUUAUCUUCAGAUUUCCGAAUAGCUGAUGCAGACCCCAAGGACCCUGAAGCUUUGCCUAACACCUCAAGAUUCUUUAAAUCUGGUUUUCUGUUGCGAAACAAGAAAGGAGUAUGGUACCCGGUCUGCGCAAAUCCACACGAUAAUAUGAAAGAUUCAUUAGCUUCUUUUGCUUGUGUCAGCAUCACAGCAAAUCCGUUGGCUGAAAGUACCUCUCAGUAUCGGAAGUUCAAGCCUAAACAAGGUUUCCAUCCAAGCAGCUAUAUCUAUCAUUAUCGAGGACGAUUUGUCCAGUGGAACGGCUGUAUCACAGACAGUGGCCUAUUUGUUUCCUGCAAUGAUGUACGAUGUGGUUUCAAUCCAAAGCAACUCAUUCCUAGCCGUCCUAAAGGAAGAAUAGUCGGAGGUGAAACGUCAGAACCUGGUGCUUGGCCAUGGCACGCUGCCAUCUAUAGAAACGGAACUUAUUCUUGCGGUGCCACUUUAAUCAGCUACAACUGGCUGCUUUCAGCUGCACACUGCUUCCUAAAUCAUAAGAUCGGUUUCUUCGAAAUACAACUCGGAAUGCUGAGGCGACGUUCGUUUACACCCCAUCAGAAGACGUAUCGAAUCGAUAGGAUCGUGCCCCAUGAAAAAUUCAACAUCAUUACCCUAGACUAUGACAUCGUCAUGAUGAGGACGUCCGAACCAGUCAUUUUCGAUUUCUGGGUCAGACCCAUAUGCCUUCCCGAUCCCAGAGUGUUUGACAUUGCCGGCUCUUUCUGCACAGCCAUUGGAUGGGGGGACACAGGUGAAACGGAGGAUGAUUCAGAUUCUCUCCUGGAAGUAAAUGUUCCUAUCACCAAUACUUGCAAAAAAAGCAUGGAUCGCUGGAUAUGUGCUGGAUUCGUCGAAGGAGGACGAGACGCUUGUCAAGGCGAUAGUGGUGGCCCUUUGAUGUGUCUACAGAAGGAUGGAAUUUCGUGGUACAUUGCUGGAGUUAUCAGUGCUGGUGCUGGAUGUGCAAGACCCGAUACUCCUGGCAUGUACACUAAAGUAUCUUAUUUCUUGGAUUGGAUUAAAGACGUCAUGGUGGGACGUAUUCAAGCUGAUCGUCCUCUUACAACCUGCCCAGGAUGGAAAUGCGACGCUGUAGGUGGAGGACAUUGUUUGAGAGCAGAAAAAGUUUGUGAUGGCCACGUGGACUGUUACGAUGCCCAGGAUGAGGCCAAUUGCUUAUAA
Messenger RNA from Uloborus diversus, 1695 nucleotides. RefSeq names its product serine protease nudel-like. Gene Ontology annotation, molecular function: protein binding; serine-type endopeptidase activity. The record is from RefSeq and is a predicted model, not a curated record. Bases 1 to 1695 code for a protein of 564 amino acids. The transcript is spliced from 3 exons. Gene Ontology annotation, biological process: proteolysis. Lineage: Eukaryota; Metazoa; Arthropoda; Arachnida; Araneae; Uloboridae.